CUUCUCCAACUUUCAAAGAGUUGCGCAGUCCGCUUUGCGCCUUUGCAAAGCCCCCUCACACUAAACUCAUCCACCCUUUUUUUCCCCUAACUUCUUCUUCUGCCUGCGUCGCUUCAUCAUGCUCCACUGCCAUGUUCCCCAUCUGCUCCUCUCUCUGCUCUGCAUCGGAUCGGCUGCCCAGUCUGAGUCGGACACAGAUGAAGUGGUUCCCUGGCUGCUGUCCGGACAGGAGGCGCACCUGUCCGCCGUCCACACGCUGCGGCGCCGCGGUCAGCGCUCCCUGGACGUCCCGGGGGGAGGGCAGCGUGACCCGGGUCAUAUAAUACUGUCAGUGCCCGCUUUUGGAAGGACCCUGUAUCUAAACCUGACGCGGGACACUGACUUUCUGUCGGGGGGCUUCGUGGUGGAGGAGAGGCGGAGGGAGCAGCCCGCAGCUGUGAGCAGAUUGUCCACCAAUCAGCGCUGCUUUUACUCCGGAUCCAUCGUCAACCACACGGACUCUCUGGCAUCCGUGAGCACCUGUGGAGGCCUGACUGGACUGAUCCAGGUCGGGGAGGAGAGCCUGUUCAUCCAGCCGCUGGGUGAAUACGACCCAUCACAGUCGUUCUCCGGACACAAACACCGGCUGCAGCGACAGCGGCGCUCUGCAGAGACCAGCUCUGCUCCAGAUGCUGAGCAGCCCGUCUACUGUGGGACUGUGCAAGGGAAGAAGAAGGAGAAGGUGACUAAAAUGGGUGAGGACGGUCGUGGGAAGAGAAACGCCAUCAGGCUGCAUGAAGCGUACACUGUGGAGACAGUGGUGGUGGCUGACUCCGACAUGGUGCAGUACCACGGCGCUGAAGCGGCUCAGAGGUUCCUGCUGACCGUCAUGAACAUGGUCUACAACAUGUUCCAUCACCGCAGCCUGGGGGUCAGGAUCAACAUUCGGGUCACCAAGCUGGUGUUGCUUCACAGCCGCCCAGAACGGCUCAAAGUGGGCCAUCAUGGUGAGAGGUCGUUGGAGAGCUUCUGUCAGUGGCAGUAUCAGGAGUUCGGGGGGCCGCGGUACCUGGGCACCAACCACGUUCCUGGUGGACGAGACGACAUUCCACCUGUGGACACUGCUGUGCUGGUCACCAGGACAGAUUUCUGCGUUCACAAAGACGAACCCUGUGACACUGUGGGUAUUGCUUAUCUGGGCGGAGUCUGCAGUGCGAAGAGGAAGUGUGUGUUAGCUGAGGACAACGGACUCAAUCUGGCCUUCACCAUCGCUCAUGAGCUGGGACACAACAUGGGAAUGAGCCAUGACGACGACCACGCCACGUGCACCGGUCACUCCCACAUCAUGUCUGGAGAGUGGGUGAAAGGGAGAAACCCCAGCGACCUGUCCUGGUCCUCCUGCAGCCGCGAUGACCUAGAGAACUUCCUCAGGACCAAAGCGAGUGUCUGCCUCCUGCACACAGACCCCAGGACCAGGUACCAGGUCCGGCUUCCUCCCAAGCUGCCGGGCAUGCACUACAGUGUGGACGAACAGUGCCAGAUCCUGUUUGGAACCAACGCCACAUUCUGUAACAACAUGGAGCACUUGAUGUGUGCUGGUUUGUGGUGUUUAGUAGAAGGAGACUCGACCUGUAAGACUAAACUGGAUCCUCCUCUGGAUGGGACAGAGUGCGGAGCAGACAAGUGGUGCAGGACAGGCGAGUGUGUCAGUAAGACUCCCAUCCCUCAGCAUGUGGAUGGUGACUGGAGUCCAUGGAGCCCGUGGAGCAUGUGCAGCAGGACCUGUGGUACAGGAGUCCAGUUCAGACAGAGGAAAUGUGACAACCCUCCUCCUGGUCCUGGGGGGCGACACUGUCAGAGGACCAGCGUGGAGCACAAAGCCUGUGAAGGCCCCCCCUGUCCUAAGGGGGCCCCCAGCUUCAGAGACCUGCAGUGUCUCUCCUACGACCGCCAUGCCAGCAAGAAGAAGGGCAGCAUGCUGACUGCUGUUAUUAAUGACGAAAAGCCGUGUGUGUUGUUCUGCAGCCCGGUGGGUCGAGAUGUGUCGGUGCUGAUGGCUGACAGAGUGAUGGACGGGACGCCCUGUGGACCGUAUGAGGCUGACCUGUGUGUUAACGGGAGGUGUCAGAAAAUUGGCUGUGACGGCAUCAUCGGCUCCUUAGCCAAAGAGGACCGCUGCGGUGUGUGCAACGGAGACGGGCGCUCCUGUAGGAUCGUGAGAGGAGACUUCAACCACACCAAAGGAAUGGUCACCACUAGGCAGUGUAAGAGGGUAUCUACCUGUGUGAUGGCUAAACCCAGAGCUGUCCCCAAGUGUUUCUCAUGCUACAUCGAGGCCGUGGUGAUCCCUGCAGGAGCCAGACGGAUCAAAGUGGUGGAGGACAAACCAUCACAUAGCUUUCUUGCCCUCAAAGACUCGAGUAAGAGUUCCAUCAACAGUGACUGGAAGAUUGAGCUCCCUGGAGAGUUUGAGCUGGCCGGGACCACCGUGCGCUACGUGAGGAGAGGACUGUGGGAGAAGAUGUCUGCCAAGGGACCCACGAAGACCCCCCUACACCUGAUGGUGCUGCUUUUCCAUGACCAGAGCUACGGGAUCCACUAUGAGUACACCGUGUCUCUGAACUUGACUCAGGACAGGAGCAGUGAGGAGCAGAGAGAACCAGAGUACCUCUACAUCUGGACUCACAGCAGCUGGCAGGACUGCACUGUUCAGUGUGGAGGAGGUGAAAGGAGGACAGUGGUUUCCUGUAUGAGGAUAGCCAAUAAAACCAUGGAGGUGGUCAACGAUAGCCAUUGUCAACCUGAGAACAGACCACAUCCCCAAAUACGACACUGCAACUCUCACCCCUGCCAGUACAGGUGGGUGACUGGAGAGUGGGGGUCCUGCUCCGUCACAUGUAGUAAAGGUCUGCAGCAGAGGGAGGUGGCCUGUGUGUACCACCUGCAGAACGGCUCCCUCAUCCACACCAGAGACCUGUACUGCCAGGGAGGGAAACCCCCGGUGAUUCAGGGCUGUGAGGGCCGACUGUGCCUCACAGUGUGGGAGGCUUCAGAGUGGUCCAAGUGUUCGUCGGGCUGUGGUGAAGGUGUUCGUAGACGGACAGUGUCAUGUACAAACCCUCAGAGUCUGUGUGAUCCCCUGUCCCAGCCCACCAAAGAGGAGCCCUGUGAGGACUUCUCCAAAUGUUACGAAUGGAAGACGGGAGACUGGUCCAAGUGCUCGUCAUCCUGUGGGAAGGGCCUGCAGUCCCGAGUGGUUCAGUGCAUGCACAAAGUGACCGGUCGUCAUGGUAACGACUGUCCAUCGACAUUGAGACCACCGACCUACCGACCCUGUCACCAAGGGACCUGCAACGAGAAAAUCAACGUGAACACCAUCACCUCUCCCAGGCUCGCUGCUCUGACCUACAAAUGCCUGGGGGACCAGUGGACGGUGUACUGUCGCGUGGUCCGAGAGAAGAACCUGUGCCAGGACAUGAGGUGGUACCAGCGCUGCUGUGACACCUGUAGGGACUUUUACGCCAAGAAAAUACUGCACAAGAGCUAAUGACCACAUUUCUCUCCAAAUAGCGUUCCAUUUUUUGUAAAUGUUUUAUAAUAUUGUUAAACGUUAUAAGAAAAAGCAGUUAAUGACAGAUGGAACUUUUUGUAUUUAAAUAAGAAAAAAAGCCAGUACAUGAAAGUGUACGUUUUUAAAAUGGGCUCAUAAGCUUCUAAUUUUGAUGAAGACUUGAAAAUGUCCUAUUUUUCUCUUUGCUGUACACCAAAAAAAACAAAACAGGGGAGUAUUUAGAAUUCCACUUCAGGAGGAUUUAUUGCACAGAAUGACUGAAAAUAUGUGCUCGAUUAGAAAGAAGACUUCUCUGUCUCUCCCUCCUUUAUUAUUACUAUGUUGUACUGUGUUAUAGUCAAAUGUUGCAUUUUCAAAAAAAAAAAACAAGUUAAAUUGUUUACAUAUAAUAUAAUUAUGAUACUCAAGUAUUAUUAUAUUCUUUGCUAAUGCAUAAUGAAAUACUGUAAGAAUACAGCCUAUCAACCAAACUGGUGUAGAAAGCAGAGACUUUGAGGGUACGUGGUUGUUGUGUUUAAGUCGGUGAUCUCACUUUUCUUGCAAAUAUUAUUACUCAGAUUUAACCUAAGGAUUUUUUUAGUCAUCUCUUGGAUCACCAUCUGUGCCAAAUUGUUUGUUUUGCAGUUAGCGGUAAGAAUGUUGGGUUCAGUCUGAGCAGAGAGAACUGACACUUUUUCACCUGCUCGGCUUUUUGUAGUACUUAGUCUGAUGUACAAGGCUGCUGACAUGUGACCUUAAGAUUCAGUGACUCACUUCCCUUGACUUUGCUGUAAUCAUAACAUGAACACUUUGGCAGAUAACAAAUCCAACGUCAAGUAUCCUGUUAAAGCAGAAAAACAAGGAUCCAGAUGUGUGUUCAGACCAGAAAUGCAGCAAGUCUUUUCCAGCGUGAUUACCUGAGGCAAUGCCGUCCCUAAAGUCACAAAAAGUACAAAAAAAUAAAUAGGUUACACUUUAUUUGAAGGGGUAUACAAAGGACUGACAUGACACCUGUCCUUAACAUGAAGGAGGCUUUAUGAAUGUUUAUGAAUGUUGUCAUCAAGUGUCAUUCAGUCAAUUAUACCACCUUCAAUGCAAAGUAGACCUUGUUAAGGAUGUCUUUAUAAUGACAACCUGAAAUUAAAAUUUCAUAACAGGCCUGAAUAUUAAGCUUAAAUAAACUAUUUAGCUGUAUCUGUUACAUGACAUUAACCUGUCACAUGAAGUUUAUUUUGACUUUGGCUGUCAUCUUAAUAACUAGUCCAGCGUGUUAUAAUGGUGUAAUGUGCUUAUAAGUUAUCAUCUAGCUGACAGGUUCAUUUCUUGUUAGCACAAAUUAGAUGAUAACUUGUGUGCACCAGGCAAUUGUAUAAUAUUUUGCACACAUAAUAGUCUUGUGUAACCAUGUUAUUAUCUUGUGGAAACAAGAUAAUUGUUACGUAAGCACAUGGCAUCUAAUUUGUGUGCACAAGAUAAUAACAUUUUUCAUAGUUUUGAACGUUAAAAAAAAAAAAAAAAAGGUUUUCUCAUCUGGAAUACAUACCUGACAAAUCUUGAAUCCAGACUUGUCUUUAUAAAAAUUUGCAUUUCAGCAUCCUUUCAUCCUGUUUAUGUCAUUUAAAUGUCAGUCAAACCUGUUCAUAGCGCUGAAGUAGGACUGAUUUCAGCUGACUUUAGUGUGACUUGUUAUAAACACUGUAGCUGUCACUCAGUGGAAACAGAUGGACUGGAGCUCCACAGCUGAAACACUGGUAGUCGGUGUCUUUCUGAGAAGUCUUUCUGGUACUGAUCCUCACUAACAGGUCAUCAAACUGUGACUUGGCCAGCCUUAAACUGAGCUGAGAAACAGCAGAAAGGUUCACCAUGACACAGUUGGAGAUCACAGAGAAGAGGGGACAUUAACUCUUUGAUUGUCCAACAUAUCUGGAGGAACAAACUCUCACAGGUUCUGUUAAUCUAACUUGCUGUACAUCUUUUGGUCUGAACACAUAAGAGCUUCAUUUACUGCUUUACUAUGAGCCUGUCCCCUCCUGCAGUAGACUGUAACUGUCAUGACUAUACAGCUGCUGCUGAACAUCAUCUGGACCCUGCAGACCAUUUUAGUCAUUGAGCCACUAAAUGUUACUGUUAUCAACAUACUUAUCAGUUUUUCUCAAAACAUAGAUGUGCCAACGCGUAAGGGCUAAAAGGGUCUGACUUCACCCACUAGUAGGUUUUUAGCAGGCUGUUAUCUCCGUUUUUACUCGUUUUCAUGAAGGUGUUUCACAGUCUUGUUGGUGAACCAGAUGACUUAUAGACCCUGUAUACAACUUGUGAAUUUAGUGAUCUGAUCACAGGUGGACGGUGCUUGAGUAAUGUGUCUUCAGUGACCACUUGUGUGUUUGGAUCUCACUUUGCCUGCUGCUGCUGCGUAUGCGAAUAAGGACCCAUCAUUCACAUGUAAUAUAAAAACAAAUGUAUCACCGUCUCAUCUGGUGGGAGGCAGCAUUGUUCUCCCCUGUUUUCGACAGUGGUACGAAAAGAUGAUGUCACUCCAGGGGGGUGUGGUCUUAAAUGUGGACAUAUGAGUGUUUCACACAACCAAACCAAUGUGGACAAAAAGCAUCCCAGGGUCACCUCCAUAUGUGACCUCAAUCCUCAGGACACAUUGUGGUGCGUUCACAUUUAGUAUCACCAUCUCUAAAUGUCACUUCUUUUUUUCUUCGACAAAGGUCAAAGUUGGUGGUCAUGUUUUUAAGUUAACACAUUUUUAAAAAAAGGCUUUAACUUGGUACAACAAUGUUGAGCAGGACCCUGUUAACCCUCAUACCUGGUGCAGAUGUGUGACUUAUUAUGUUGAUGACAUUUUAAUCAAUUGAUGGACUCACCUGUGUGUGUGUGUGUGUGUGUGUGUGUGUGUGUGUGUGUGUGUGUGUGUGUGUGUGUGUGUGUGUGUGUGUGUGUGUGUGUGUGUGUGUGUGUGUGUGUGUGUGUGUGUGUGUGUGUGUGUGUGUGUGUGUGUGUGUGUGUGCGUGUGCGUGUUUGUGUGUGCAUGUGUGUGCAUGUGUUAAUUAAAGGCCUUAAUCUCUCCUAGUUAAAUGGUGCUAUCUUAUGACCUGUUUCACCCCGGUGGAAUCAGCUGAUUGUCAGUAGUCGUCAGUGUGUUAACGGUUAUUUGUUUUUUGUAUGCUGUAGGAUUAUUUAAUACCAUGCCUUAUCAAUGAGUCUUUGUUAUUUUUAUUUGUUUUGCCAAUGUAGCUCAAAUAUGAUUCAUUAUUCCUGUACUGUACUUUGUUGUAGUUGCACAUACAGUAUGUUUGGUACAUAAACUGCCACUACAUGUAUUUGAUGGUGCUGAUGAUGUGGAACUGAGUAAAAAGUCCCUUUAAUUCUU
Molecule: messenger RNA, 6902 nt
Organism: Labrus bergylta (ballan wrasse)
Lineage: Eukaryota; Metazoa; Chordata; Actinopteri; Labriformes; Labridae
Gene: adamts17
Product: ADAM metallopeptidase with thrombospondin type 1 motif, 17
Biological process (GO): extracellular matrix organization; proteolysis
Cellular component (GO): extracellular matrix
Molecular function (GO): metalloendopeptidase activity
Source: RefSeq, a predicted model, not a curated record